CUUUCUCCACAGUCCAGGCAGCCCCAGUCCCACAGUUUGGAAACAUGUCCAUGCAAGAGGACAUGCAAUCCCAGCAGCUCUGGUCAAGGAUCCAUAAGUCUCAAAGAGACUUAGCAAAGUCCAUCCUGAUUGGGGCUCCAGGAGGGCCAGCAGGGUACCUGCGGUGGGCCAGUGUGGCCCAGCUGACCCAGGAGCUGGGCAAUACCUUCUUCCAGCGGCAGCAGCUGUCGGCCGCUAUGGCAGACACCUUCCUGGAACACCUCUGCUUGUUGGACAUUGACUCCGAGCCCGUGGCCGCUCGCAGCACCAGCAUCAUUGCCACCAUCGGGCCGGCAUCUCGCUCCGUGGAGCGCCUCAAGGAGAUGAUCAAGGCUGGGAUGAACAUCGCGCGACUCAAUUUCUCCCACGGCUCCCACGAGUACCACGCUGAGUCCAUCGCCAACAUCCGGGAGGCGGUGAAGAGCUUUGCAACUUCUCCGCUCAGCAACCGACCCGUGGCCAUAGGUCUGGACACCAAGGGGCCGGAGAUACGCACUGGGAUCUUGCAGGGGGGCCCGGAGUCGGAAGUGGAGCUGGAGAAGGGCGCCCGGGUGCUGGUGACCGUGGACCCGGCCUUCCGGAUGCGGGGGGACGCAAGCACCGUGUGGGUGGACUACCCCAAUAUCAUCCGCGUCGUGUCAGUGGGGAGCCACAUCUACAUUGACGACGGGCUCAUCUCCUUAGCGGUCAAGAAAAUCGGCCCAGAGGGACUGGAGACCCAAGUGGAGAAUGGCGGUGUCCUGGGCAGUCGAAAGGGCGUGAACCUGCCGGGCGCCCAGGUGGACCUGCCUGGGCUGUCGGAGCAAGAUGUCCGGGACCUGCGCUUUGGGGUGGACCAUGGCGUGGACAUCAUCUUUGCCUCCUUUGUUCGGAAAGCCAGCGACGUGACUGCCGUCCGGGCUGCUCUGGGGCCGGAAGGAAAGACCAUCAAGAUCGUUAGCAAAAUCGAGAACCACGAAGGCGUGAAGAAGUUCGAUGAAAUCCUGGAAGUGAGCGAUGGCAUCAUGGUGGCGCGGGGUGACCUGGGCAUCGAGAUCCCCGCUGAAAAGGUCUUCCUCGCUCAGAAGAUGAUGAUCGGUCGUUGCAACUUGGCGGGCAAGCCUGUUGUCUGUGCCACACAGAUGCUGGAGAGCAUGAUCACUAAGCCCAGGCCCACUCGGGCAGAGACGAGCGACGUGGCCAACGCUGUGCUGGAUGGGGCAGACUGCAUCAUGCUGUCAGGGGAGACUGCUAAGGGCAAGUUUCCUGUGGAGGCUGUAAAGAUGCAGCAUGCGAUUGCCCGGGAGGCAGAGGCUGCAGUGUACCACCGCCAGCUGUUCGAGGAGCUGCGCCGGGCAGCACCCCUGAGCCGUGAUCCCACUGAGGUCACUGCUAUCGGCGCCGUGGAGGCGGCCUUUAAGUGCUGUGCUGCAGCCAUCAUCGUUCUGACCUCGACAGGCCGCUCAGCCCAGCUCCUGUCUCGGUACCGACCUCGGGCAGUAGUCAUUGCUGUCACCCGCUCUGCCCAGGCUGCCCGCCAGUCCCACCUGUGCCGAGGAGUCUUCCCCUUGGUCUACAGUGAACCUCCAGAGGCCGUCUGGGCAGAUGAUGUGGAUCGCCGGGUCCAAUUUGGCAUUGAAAGUGGGAAGCUCCAUGGUUUCCUCCGUGUUGGGGACCUGGUGAUCGUGGUGACAGGCUGGCAUCCUGGCUCCGGCUAUACCAACAUCAUGCGGGUGCUGAGCAUAUCCUGAGCCGUGUCCCCCCGCACCGAGCUCUGGACCUCAUCCCUUCCCCGUUCCCUCCACCCAGUGCCCCUCCUAAGUCUUCUGCACUCCCAGUCCCCUCUGCCCAAGGCCACAUCUGCCAUCUAGCCCCAUUCCAGGUUCCCCUCCCCGCUCUCCAUUUCACACAGGCCCCGACCAGCCAUGGCCAGUUAAGCACUGGCCAUCAGGCAGCGCCAGCCAUACAUUCCCUGUACCUAAUGCUCUCAGAUGAGCCCUGAGAUGUUCUGAGCCUUUAAUCCCAGCUUAACUGUUUAAUUCAAUCCACCCAGCCCCCUCCCACUGCUCCCUAUACCUGGGGCUUGGGGGAGAGGAACAGGACAAUCAUGUCCACAGUUAACACAAAACCAUAUUUGAAACAUAUUUCAUAUCCGAGUCUGACGUUCUUGUAUGUGGUCCUCAUAAUAAUCUGGGCAUCUCCCAAGGAGACUGCCACCUCUUCCUUCAUCGUGACUAACAGUGGCAUCAAGGCACCAUGUUUUUGGGGAAGCCAGGAUAGAAGGACACUGGGGAGUGCUGACAGCCAGGCGGCCCCAUCUUGUCCCUGUCUUCACAACCUCUGCUGGGCUGACAGGCCACCCCCUGGCUGCUCUCAUGCCCUCACGCCUUGCUGGGUCAGAUGUCCUGCUGCCUCCUGCACCCAGAAAUUUCUUCAUGCCCACUUUGUUCCCACACACAAGCCAGGAGCCAAAAUGAGUGUCUCUAUUUUCUUUUUUAAACCCAUCUGUUUGGAAGCAAUUACAAAACUUCUCCUACAUAUCCAGAACCCCAGAACCCCCCACCCAGGAGAAAAGGAGGUUUAGGGUCCUGGCCCCACAUUCUUUGAUGCUGUAGAGUAGGGGUGGGGAUGGAGGGGUGGGGCAAGGGAUUUCUCUUGUCCCUGAGAAGGCAGAGGAGCUGGCUAGCCUGCCCUUUCCCAGGCUUGAGUACCUCAGGCCCUCCCCUUACUCCUGCACCAAGAGCAAAUUCAGUAGGAAAAAAAAACCAUAAAAGUAAGAACAGUCCUCCUCCCCCUCCUGGGCAGCCUUCCUGCCCCUACCUAGAUAGGGGGAGGGUUCGAGUAUUGCUGCUGAUGGGGUUGGGCAAGUACCACAAGAGCUGGCACGGAGGGGCCUGCCCCUUCCUAUCUCCCUAUCAGGGAGCGGAGGGAAGGAUAAAGGAUAAAGGAAUGGGGGAAUAAAAUGAAUUGGUAAUAAAUAAAAUUAGC
Molecule: messenger RNA, 3006 nt
Organism: Manis pentadactyla (Chinese pangolin)
Lineage: Eukaryota; Metazoa; Chordata; Mammalia; Pholidota; Manidae
Gene: PKLR
Product: pyruvate kinase L/R
Exons: 11
Coding region: 45-1769 (574 amino acids)
Biological process (GO): glycolytic process; cellular response to insulin stimulus
Cellular component (GO): cytoplasm
Molecular function (GO): magnesium ion binding; potassium ion binding; pyruvate kinase activity
Source: RefSeq, a predicted model, not a curated record